This is a messenger RNA of Truncatella angustata, 1372 nucleotides long. RefSeq names its product mitotic checkpoint regulator, MAD2B-interacting-domain-containing protein. Gene Ontology annotation, cellular component: nucleus. The transcript has a single exon. The record is from RefSeq and is a predicted model, not a curated record. Bases 83 to 1255 code for a protein of 390 amino acids. NCBI's taxonomy places the organism in Eukaryota, Fungi, Ascomycota, Sordariomycetes, Amphisphaeriales, Sporocadaceae.
CUACUCGUCACCACCAUCCUUUCUUCACCACAAAACAAAUACCAAGCCUUGAGUUGUCCACACCCUACUAUAUAACUACAAAAUGGCAUUGGUAGAUUACUCCGACUCGGAGUCGGACGCCGAAACCGUUGCGCAGCCCACCGCAAAGCCCGUGCCAACGCCCACGAGCAGCGCAAUAGCGAAGAAGCCUAUCCAGAAAGUCGUCGACCGCUCGAACCCGCGCAAGAUCGUCGUCAGCCUUGGCGCGUCCUCCGCACAGGACGCCUCUAAGCCAGACGCGAGCAGCGACGAGCCGCCAGCGAAGAAAGCCAGGACAGGCGGCGGCACAUUUGGUGGGUUCGCCUCCCUCCUGCCGCCCCCCAAGAACAGAGCACUGCCGCCGGCCAAGAGCAGUAGCACUGGCGGAAACGGCAAUGCUGGAAAGGCACCGCCAAGGGUGGGCAUCAACUUGAAGACUGGCGCCGCGCCUGGCUUCAGCAGGGAUACUGAGUUCGACGAUGCCGAAGAUGGAGAGGCAAACAACAAACAGCCUUCAAUACCUGAUGGCCAGAAGCCGGCAGACGAGGUCAAGCUAGUCGGGAAACCGUUGAUGUUUAAGCCUCUUUCCGUCUCGAGGAACCCCAAGAAGAAGACAACGAAGGCAGUGGGAGCGAUACCCAAAGCAGCCGCGACAGCAGAGAGCCCGGUGCCGGAUGUUCAUCAAGCACUUGCUGAACCGCCACCGAAGAAGAAAGUAUCCCUCUUCUCCAUCUCCGCCGAAGCCGACGACGAUGUUCUAGAUGCCUCCGCGCCAAGCACGGGAGCAUACGAGCCCAUGUUCUCCGAGGAGUCCACACACGCCACCGAUGACUUCGCGGCAUACGACGCACAAUACUCGAGCACCUACGCGGAGCCGACGAGCUCGACACUGGUGGGAACAGCACCGUCCAACUCCCUGGACUCGAUAGCAUCAGACAUGAACCUCGACGCGGCCGCCCGGCGCGAGCUCUUCGGUCGCAGUGGCAUGCCGUCGGCCACCCAGUCGGCCACGCGGGUCAUCAACUUCAACACGGAUCAGGAGUACGCACACAACGAGGAGCUGCGCGCAUCUGGGGAGCAGCAGGUCUACAAUCCCGUCCGCGCCAUCGCGCCGGGCAAGCACAGUCUCCAGCAAUUGGUCAGGCAGGUGCACAACCAGAAGGACGCGCUGGAGGAGAGCUUUGCCAAAUCAAAGACCAAUCAAAAAGAGGCUGGCCAACGGUACGGGUGGAGAUGAUUGCAUCAUAUCACUGAAGGCACUAUGCAUCGUCCGACAAGAAGAUGUCCGACCUGCCAGGUAAACUUCCUCGCCAGGAAUGGGAAAUUGCGAGUGUAGGCAUCGAUAACGACGCAC